GAGGAGCCCAGGUCCCAGCUCAGAUCCAGUCCUGUGAUGCCUGGCAGUAGCUGAGCCGUCCUGUGAAGACUCUGCUCCUCCAGGUCUCCAGGAAGGGUGCUCCUGUCUCCUGACCCUUGCUCUCCUUUCUCUACUCUCCCCUGCUCUGCCUUUCCACCUGCGGGCCAGCCAGGAAGGCAGAGGUUCCUUGCCAGGCUGCCCUUCUCUUCUGAUUGGUCUGCAGGCCUCUGCAGAUUCUCUGUCAAACUCAUUCUCUACCUUUCCAGGGUGUGCCUUGCUUGGCCACCCAGGCCCCUUAGGAAUACAUGGUAAGGCUGUAAUAGAAACAGUCCUUUUUCUGGCAGAGACCAUGGCUGAUUAACUCAAAUACUAACUUGUCAUAAAAAUUCAAUUUUUAACUUUUCAUAGAGCCAUGUAACUUUAUAAAAUGUCUUAUAGCUAUAUGUGUGUACACCUUAUAACACAUCAGUGGAAUGGCAGAAAUAUUUUUCACCUAGCAUUUUCUAUCCCAUUUUUUGCCUUACCCAUUCUCUUCCUACCAGCACACAUUGCUGAGGGGCAGAGGAUAAGAAGAACCCAUAGGCCCCUGAUCUUCAGGGUUCUUUUCCAGUGACCUCUGGUUGUGGCCCCAGAAAGACUGGGAGGCGUGCGCCAGACCCCACUGAUUUUGUGACCUGCCAAGAGAGGCAGGGGCCAUUCAGGUCAUGCUGUCUGCAUAGUCACUGUCACAAUGCUGGGACCCAAGGGGCAGAUUAGCUGUUUGGAUUUUCAAAGCUGUAUUGAGUGCCAGGAGCCCAGAGGCAGCUGGACUGAGGUCUAAGUGAUUUCAGGGAUUGAUUGUACACGGAUGGUCAUGUGGUUCUUAAAUGAGGGUGUGUGGCCAAGUCAUCUGGAGCCCCAGGCUAGUGGCAAAGAGGUCCUUGGCCACCUCAUUUUUUUUUUUUUUAUCAAGUUCUGUAAUGCCCACACAAGAAAACUUGAUCCUGAAUGCUGGGGGACACAGGAGCUGUUAUGUGUGCUGAGGGAGGCUGAGAAGCCUUCCCCAGAACCCCGGCACAUGGCGACCUGUGGGAUCAAAUAGUUGUCUGCAUUCAGCUUGUAGGACAUGGUCUUGUCCCCAGGAGCCCCAGACCAGUGGCCUCACCUUUGCUUCUUUAUCUGUUCAGCCCCUGUGUAGCCCUGAGCUCUUGGCAGCUCUUCCAUCUGUUUUUGUUGGCUAUGACCCUGCAGUUGGACUUGGGGACCGCGGGCAAGGUCCAGGGAAAAGCUGUGCGACGGAGGACCACCUGGAGGCCGGUGCCCCUCAAGCAGAGGGGGAAAAGCUCGGUCCCCACCUCGUGCGGUGACACUGGCUGGUGCUGCAGUGAGCUGCGGGACAGGGCACAAGUCAUUUGUCACUCGGGUUCUCCGGUAUGCACAGCCUUCCCUGCAGAGUUUGCCAAGUAUGGCCACGUCAAGAUGCACCACGGCUACACUAAUGUGGUGGGGCUGGGGGACUCCAGCACAUGGAAGCUGCCUUGCCUCAACCGCUACAUCUACAUGUUCUUUGCACCCUUCUUAAUCCCCAUUCUAACCCCUCUGGUGGCUCUUGAGCAUCUGAGGAAGGUGGAGCUGAGGUCAGCCCUGCAGACACUGGGCCUGAUUUCCCUGGGCCUCUAUUCCCACUACUGGCUGCUCCUCAACGUGUCAGGCUUCAGGAGCCCCAGCUCAGCCCUGGCCUGCAUGCUGCUCACCAGGUCUCUGCUGGCCCACCCCUACAUCCACGUCAACAUCUUCCAGCACAUUGGGCUCCCCAUGUUCUCCCCCGACAAGAAGCCCCGGCGGAUUCACAUGAUGAGCCUGGGUGUGCUUAACCUGCCCCGGCUGCCGGUGCUGGACUGGGCAUUCGGCCACUCACUCAUCAGCUGCCAUGUGGAGCACCACCUCUUCCCCACACUCUCGGACAACAUGUGCCUGAAGGUGAAGCCCGUGGUGUCCAAGUUCCUCCACGAGAAGCAGCUGCCAUACAAUGAGGACUCAUACCUGGCUCGCUUCUGGCUGUUCUUCGAUCGCUAUGAGGAGUUCAUGGUGCAGGCCCCGCCGAUCACGGAGCUGGUGGGGCUGCAGUGAGGGCCAGGCUCCAGUCCUGGCCCAGCCCUGGCUCUGCUGCUGCUCCUGGCCCCAGGGGUGUGAUGCAGUGGAGGGUCAUGGACCUGGAGCACAGAGGCCUUGGACUGGCAGUGAGAAGGGCCAGCUUGUGCUGUUUGCUCUUCUGGGAUUCAGGGAGUGCCUGGGGGAAGGGAAUAUGGUGGCUGAGCAACAUGGCUCCAUCUUGGAGUCCCUAUCCCUGCCCAUCUGAGCCCGUGGAGGGUUGGAGGUGGGUGACAGAAGGUGAGGCAGCAUCUUGUUUGUGCCCCGGCCACCUGGGAGAUGGGAGGAGGCACACACAGGAGUGUCAGCCCCUCGAGCUGGGGCCUUCCUAGUGCCUGGAGAAUGGCACACUGGCUUGGCCACUGUUGCUUCUGCACUGUUUGAGGCCCUGUCCCCCAACAUCCCUCUCCCCAGGUACACAGGACCAGUCACCUUUGGCAGACCGCCCAAGUUCCUCAGCCAGAGCAACUUUCUAAGGCCCAUGGUCUCAGCGAGAUAAAAGUAUGGAAGUAAAAGGAGAUAAUACUUCAGGGACAGAGCUGGGGAAAGAGUAUACAUAGCUUUCAGCUUGACCUUGGCUAGUUCUAGAAAAGUGCUUUGUUCCAUGUUAUUCAGAAGCAGUGAACCAGAGAGAGAAAAUUACUGGGCAGUAGCUGGGGUUGGAGAGGGUUAUGGGAACCAGGUCUGCAGCACAGAUUAAUUUAAGAGAAAGAAAAGGGCCAGGGAUUUGGCUCAAUGGUUCUGCCACCUGCCUUGCAAGUGCAAGGACCCAAGUUUGAUCCCCGGUGCCAAAAAAAAGAGAGAAAGAAAAGCUUGAAGUCAAGGGCAACUUGGCAGUGCAAGUCCAUAGCCUGGGUGUGAGGUGGGGAUAUAAGGGAGCUACUGAUGCCAAGGUGUGGGGGCACCAGAGAUAGAGCCCAAGGUAGGCAGAGUUGAAAGGCUGGGACUGAGAGUGCAAGGAAGUUCCUAGGUGAAGGCUAAGGAAGGGGCAGAGGAGGAGGCAAAGCCUGGGAUAGGAGGCCAGAGGAGUUAUGAUCGGAUUUCUCACCUGUCACUAUUGGUACUUUAUCUGGAUAACCUUUUGUUGCUGUCUUGUGCAGCACAGGAUGUUUAGCCAUGCUCCUGGCUUCUAUCUACUAGAUAGAUGCUAGGAGUCCAAGUUAUGACAAUCAAAAAUGUCCCCAGACAUAGGUCGAUGUCCCUGGGGGGGGGUCAAAAAUCAUCCCUGGUUGAGAACAUACAAGUCAUUUUGGGGGGCCCAUUGUUGCCUGGCUUUUCAGUUAAGGCCAUGGAUACCGUAAAGGGCACAAUGACCUUGAUGAAGGGAAGCUAAAUGCCAGCAAACGGGAGCCCUUGAAAUGGGUGAAGGAGGUGGACAAGAAGUAGCC
Fukomys damarensis (Damara mole-rat) is the source of this 3518-nucleotide messenger RNA. RefSeq names its product fatty acid desaturase 6 (gene Fads6). The transcript has 5 exons. The record is from RefSeq and is a predicted model, not a curated record. NCBI's taxonomy places the organism in Eukaryota, Metazoa, Chordata, Mammalia, Rodentia, Bathyergidae. Gene Ontology annotation, molecular function: oxidoreductase activity, acting on paired donors, with oxidation of a pair of donors resulting in the reduction of molecular oxygen to two molecules of water. Gene Ontology annotation, biological process: lipid metabolic process. The coding region runs from base 1219 to 2109 and encodes 296 amino acids. Gene Ontology annotation, cellular component: membrane.